UGGUUUGUGGGUGUGCGCUGAGAAGUAAAAUGGCGGACUUGGCAAACGAAGAGAAGCCUGCCAUAGCUCCUCCAGUGUUUGUGUUUCAAAAAGACAAGGCACAGAAGCGUUCUGCCGAAGGAUCCAGUGCAGAGGAUGGAGAAGACUCAGACAGGGAGGAUGGAGAAUACUGUCCUCCAGUAAAGAGAGAGCGAACCUCGUCUUUAACGCAGUUCCCGCCUUCACAUUCAGUUUCCAAGAAUAAUGUGUUUAUGCCCUCAAGUUUCUGCCAGUCUCCAACAGGCAACUCAGACUCAGAGCCAGAGGAGAAGCCAGUUGGGUUUCGGUUGAAACCUCCGACUCUGAUCCAUGGCCAGGCCCCCAGUGCAGGCUCUUUUGCAGGUGUUCCAAGUCAGAAGCCCAAGGAGCAGCAGCGCAGUGUCCUGAGACCUGCAGUUCUGCAGGCACCACCCACCAAGAUCCUCACAGAGCCCAGCAAGAGCAACGCAAGCUGUGGAACAAAUGGCGUGGGGAAGUUUUCAGAUGCAGCGACAGAAGGCCGGUCAAUUUUCAUGAACAACACAGACAGCUCAGACAAAUCACCGAAGAAAGACAAAGAAGGGGGAGAGAAUGGCGGAGAAAAAACGGAGGAGAGUGCACAGAGGAAGGAUGCGGUGGUCGACUCGGGUUUUGUGUUUGGGCAAAACAUCAAAGAGAGGGCAAAGUUGGAUGAGAGCAGCACAGUCAGUGAGUCUAAAGACUCAACACAGGACUCACAGUCUGGAAGUACUAAUUACUUCCUGCAGUACAUGGGAACUUCAAGCUCUCUGAAUGCUACCAAUAACACAGAAAAAGGAGCCAAGUUUGUUUUUGGCCAGAACAUGUCGGAGAGGGUGCUGAGUCCUCCAAAGGGCGGUGAAUCAACACCAGAGGGUGGUAAAGAUACAGCUUCAGCAUCAGAGCCCUCGUCACAGGAGACCACCCCAGAAAAGAAUCAUAGUGUGACGGAGUCUCUAGAGGAGUCAGCAGCAGCAUACACCAAAGCCACCGCCAAGAAGUGCAUUUUGGAGAAAGUGGAGGUCCGCACAGGAGAGGAGGCAGAGAGCAAUGUGCUACAGAUGCAGUGUAAGCUGUUUGUGUUUGAUAAGCCGGCUCAGUCGUGGAUCGAGCGAGGUCGAGGGCUGCUGAGACUCAACGACAUGGCCUCCACAGACGAUGGCACGUUACAGUCCAGAUUAGUGAUGCGCACCCAGGGCAGUCUGCGGUUGAUUCUGAACACUAAGCUCUGGGCUCAGAUGCAGGUGGACAAGGCCAGUGAAAAAAGUGUCCGCAUCACUGCCAUGGACACAGAGGACCAGGGCGUCAAGGUCUUCCUCAUAUCGGCCAGCUCAAAGGACGCAGGGCAGCUGGCAGCAGCGCUGCACCACCGGAUCCUUGCCCUGCGGAGCCGUGCUGAACAGGAACCUGAGAGCACACCUGUGCCACCUCAGACAGAGAUCCCGCAGUCCAACGAGGAGGACAGCGAUGACGAUGAACUUGCUAACAACAACAACAACAGCAGCAGCAGCAGCAGCAUCACCACUGCGGGGAACACCAGCGCCAGCGGCACCUCUGAAACUUCUGGCGAGCCCCCGGCAGCUGAGAGCACAUAACACCAUGCACAGCUGCCUGACUGAAAACUGCUAAACAGGGUUGGGUAUUUUGUUUUUUGUUUUUGUUUUUUUUCUCCCCCUGGGUGGACAGCCUUAACCACCGUGACUAUCAGCCCAGUGCUGUUGGGUCCUUCAGCUCCAACCCUGUAGCAGAGCUUCAGCAUCUCUCACAUAAAACUUGUGUAGUUCAUUUUCCCCACUUUUGCAUUUAUUGUAAAUCUGGAAUUCAGAAACAUUUUUUUAUCAUUUUGUUUGUUUAUUUUGGUUCUGUUUUAGUUUCCUGGACUGCAAACAAACAAAACAAAAAAAAACAGAAAAGAAAAACAGAGACUUUUCCAUUUAUGGGUUUGGACUUGGCUGCUCAUCAUAUUGAUGAGUGUGAGGGUAUUCCUCUCUCUGUUUUAAGAUACGGCACAUGUCACAACUGCAGUUUCUACCGCAGGACCUUUUUUUACUUUCUUGCUCUCCCACUUUCCUCUGUCUUUUUCCUCUUUCUAUCUCUCUCUCUCUCUCUCUCUCUCUCUCUCAUGCGCUCCUCCAUGACGUCAUUGCCCAAAAUCGUCCAGCAUCCAUUCAGUAGUUUCAUGUCUCUCAAACCUUGGACCCCCUUCCCCACCAUCACCCCUGUUUUUGAUAGCUGUAAUCUUUUGCUCUGAUUCUAACUUAUUUCCAAUGGUUCCACCAAGCAUCUCUGGUUUUUCCAUGCCAAUAUUCUUACUAGUCUGCUAUGAUGGUAGUUAGGUAGAUCUCUUAUUGAUGUAAUGAAUAAAGGACUAAACCAACACACGGACUGUGCUAUUGUGGAUCUCUGCUUCUAGAAUAACCCCAGCUCUGAGAAGAAGAAGAAGGAAAAAAAGACAAAAAAAGGGAAUUGACUUCGCCCGUCACCAUUAUGGAGUUACCAGCAUCUGCCUCGCAGGUUUGCAUAUGGACAGAUGUGCUUAUUUCUCUUUGAUUUGAAAAAGAUUACUGAAGUUUAAGUUGACAUCUCUACAGAUACUCAUUUUUAUUUUCCAUAUUCCGAAGGUUUGUAAUAUGUUAACUUUUUUAUUGUUUUAUUAUAUUAACUUUUUAUCCAUUUCAUGUCAUUGGAGACAGUACAGUGGAGAUUUUGUUUUUCUUUGUGUGUUGAAAUUUGGAGUGCAUUUAGAAACCCAAUAUGAAUACUGAACUUCUCAUGUAAAUUUCUAUGAAUAUAUUAUCAUUUAUUAGAACAUGUCUCCAAUCUCCUUUGCAAAAUAAAUAGUAAAAUCAGAGUUUAAAAAAGGAAAAACUUUGAAAUAAAUUUUUGUCUAAUGUCAAACGUGGUGCAUCAGUUACCUUGUUUUUCCAAAAAGAAAGAGGCUGGGUUUGUUAGUGAACAUUGAAAUGUCAAAGUUCUGAAAUGACUAGAGCUAAAUGUUUAACAGUGAACAAAGAUAUGCAGUCAUCAGCUAGCAAUGUUUUACAUAAUACCAAUUGGUGGUUCACACCUUUGUUCACUAGCGACAUUGUUGCUUCCCUAAAGAAACGUUUCAACAGCUACAGUUUUGGCUCGUCAGUGGAAGUAAGCGCACAUUGUUCAAUGUCAUUUUUAACAUUAGCUACUUUUGCAUUGAUAGAACUUUGGUUUGGGUUGUUAUUAUAGCACAGUUAAUUGUGAAAGAAGAUGAGCUUAACAACUGCAGUUCUGCUGAUAAUUUGGCUGGAGUAAUAGGGUGGUGUUUUUUUGUUUUUUUUUUAACUGCCCACCAGAGGGGGUCAGAGAUUACUGUUACUAGGGUAGUCCUAUCUGUUUCAUUUAUUGUAAUAGAUCCUUUGUACAUUGUAAUAAAUUAAGCUUUCCUUUA
Colossoma macropomum (tambaqui) is the source of this 3460-nucleotide messenger RNA. RefSeq names its product RAN binding protein 3b (gene ranbp3b). Lineage: Eukaryota; Metazoa; Chordata; Actinopteri; Characiformes; Serrasalmidae. Gene Ontology annotation, cellular component: nuclear pore; cytoplasm. The transcript is spliced from 17 exons. The record is from RefSeq and is a predicted model, not a curated record. Gene Ontology annotation, molecular function: GTPase activator activity. The coding region runs from base 30 to 1631 and encodes 533 amino acids. Gene Ontology annotation, biological process: protein export from nucleus.